UAUGCGUUUUCAAUGAGAAAAGGGAAUAGUUAUCGUCGACAAAGAUAUUAAAGAGGUCGCUGCCUCUCAAUUCCCACUUCAAAUCGGCGAAAUUUUAGUCCGUUGACGGAGAUUCUUUUUCAUUCUUCGUUUUUCGUUCUUGGGUCGUGCAAAGAAUUUGCGGCCGACAUCAUACCUGCCAGCGCCUAGUUGCUGUGUGAAUUGUGAGAAAAACAGGGGAAGCAAGCAGAGACUGACAUAUUUCGUGCAGCAGAGCCACCACAACGGCGCCCUCCUGGAUUUGACUUGCAUAUACGAAGAGCGGGGGGAAGAUAGCGGAUCCCUCGCGGCUAAACGCCGGACGCAGGAGGAACACCCGCUAAUGGCACGGACCAAUGACGCCGAUGUGGAAAAACUGGAGGUUGCUGUACCGGAAACUGCCCAUCAGAUCAGCAGUGAUUCAUGGUUUCAAGUAGGUUUUGUUCUUACCACUGGUAUCAACAGUGCUUAUGUUCUGGGAUACUCGGGUACUAUAAUGGUUCCUCUGGGUUGGAUAUCUGGAGUAGUUGGAUUAAUUGCAGCCACAGCCAUUUCAUUAUAUGCAAAUACUCUUAUUGCCAAGCUCCAUGAACUUGGUGGGAAGAGACAUAUCAGAUACAGAGAUCUAGCAGGCUUUGUAUAUGGUAGGAAGGCUUAUGCUCUUACAUGGGGAUUGCAGUAUGUCAAUCUUUUCAUGAUUAAUGUGGGAUUCAUCAUCUUAGCCGGCCAGGCCUUGAAGGCUGUUUAUAUCCUUUUCAAGGAUGACAAUGUGAUGAAACUUCCCUAUUUUAUAGCCAUUGCUGGCUUCAUUUGUGCGUUGUUUGCAAUAUCAAUACCCCAUUUAUCAGCUCUAAGACUUUGGCUGGGAUUCUCAACUCUCUUCAGUUUGAUAUACAUCCUUGUUGCGUUCAUAUUGUCUGUUCGGGAUGGAGUUAAAGCACCUGCAAGAGAUUAUAGCAUUCCAGGUUCGUCGGCAAGCAAAAUCUUUACGACGAUAGGGGCAGCUGCUAAUUUGGUUUUUGCCUUUAAUACUGGAAUGCUUCCUGAGAUUCAGGCGACGGUGAGGCAGCCGGUAGUCAAGAACAUGCUAAAGGCUCUGUACUUCCAGUUCACGGUCGGGGUUUUGCCGAUGUAUGCUGUUACUUUUGCUGGAUACUGGGCAUAUGGGUCUUCCACCUCAGCUUACUUACUCAACAACGUAAACGGUCCAGUUUGGAUUAAGGCAAUGGCAAACAUAUCGGCGUUCCUUCAAACAGUCAUCGCUCUGCACAUAUUUGCAAGCCCGAUGUACGAGUAUUUGGACACGAAGUACGGGAUCAAAGGAAGCGCGCUGAACGUGAAGAACUUGUCGUUCAGAAUAGCGGUGAGAGGAGGGUACCUGGGCAUAACAGCACUGGUGUCAGCUAUGCUUCCUUUCCUUGGAGACUUCAUGAGCCUUACAGGAGCAGUCAGCACAUUCCCUCUAACAUUUAUCCUUGCAAAUCAUAUGUACUUUGUGGCAAAGAAGGCCAAACUCAGCUCUGCACAGAAGCUUUGGCAUUGGAUUAAUGUUUGCUUCUUUGGGUGCAUGUCUUUAGCUGCAGCAGUUGCGGCUUUGAGGCUCAUAGCAGUAGACUCCAAAAACUUCAGUUUAUUUGCUGAUCUUUGAUCAUCAUAUCCUAUGCCCAAUCUAAUCAUCAUUUUCAGCUCUUGAAAUCUCUCACAGUUUCUUCUCAUAUGGAUAAUAUAGUAUAGUGUAGCCCAGCUUAGGUUACAAUUUCCUCCUCCUCUCA
Messenger RNA from Cucurbita maxima (winter squash), 1790 nucleotides. RefSeq names its product proline transporter 1-like. Lineage: Eukaryota; Viridiplantae; Streptophyta; Magnoliopsida; Cucurbitales; Cucurbitaceae. The transcript is spliced from 8 exons. Gene Ontology annotation, cellular component: plasma membrane. The coding region runs from base 362 to 1666 and encodes 434 amino acids. The record is from RefSeq and is a predicted model, not a curated record.